GGGGUUCUGGGGAAGGCCUGGGAGGAACCUCGUCCUCCCGGAGCGAGCGGCAAGAUGAAUUUCUUUCGCGGGGUGAUGGGGGGUCAGAGCACCGGACCCCAGCCCUCGGGGGCCGAGACGAUACAAAAACUUUGUGACCGAGUAGCUUCAUCGACUCUUUUGGAUGAUCGGAGAGAUGCUGUCCGUGCUCUCAAAUCAUUAUCUAAGAAAUAUCGUUUGGAAGUAGGUAUCCAAGCUAUGGAACAUCUGAUCCAUGUUUUGCAGACAGACCGUUCAGAUUCUGAAAUAAUAGGUUAUGCUUUGGACACACUCUACAAUAUAAUGUCUAAUGAUGUAGAAGAAGAAGAGCAAGAAGACAAUUCUUCAAAACAAAGUGAUGAUUUGGGAGGCCAAUUUACAGAAAUUUUCAUUAAACAGCAAGAGAAUGUCACACUUCUUUUAUCUCUCUUGGAGGAGUUUGAUUUCCAUGUUCGCUGGCCUGGGGUGAAGCUUCUUACCACACUUUUAAAACAGCAGGGGCCACAAGUGCAGCAGAUUAUUCUCGUCAGUCCUAUGGGUGUUUCAAGAUUAAUGGAUUUGCUCGCCGAUUCCAGGGAAGUUAUACGUAAUGAUGGCGUCUUAUUACUACAGGCAUUGACAAGAAGUAAUGCAGCAAUCCAGAAAAUAGUUGCUUUUGAAAAUGCUUUUGAGAGGUUACUGGAUAUCAUUACAGAGGAGGGGAACAGUGACGGAGGUAUAGUAGUUGAAGAUUGUCUCCUCCUGCUUCAAAAUUUGUUGAAGAACAAUAAUUCCAAUCAGAAUUUUUUUAAAGAAGGUUCAUACAUUCAGCGUAUGAAACCUUGGUUUGAGGUUGGUGAUGACAAUUCUGGCUGGUCUGCACAGAAAGUGACUAAUCUUCAUCUGAUGCUUCAGCUUGUUCGUGUUCUGGUAUCACCUACAAAUCCUCCAGGUGCUACCAGCUCAUGCCAGAAGGCAGUGUAUCUCUGUGGAUUGUUGCAACAGCUUUGUAUUAUCUUAAUGGCUACUGGUGUUCCUGCUGAUAUUCUGACUGAGACCAUUAACACUGUAUCAGAAGUUAUUCGAGGCUGGCAAGUAAACCAAGACUACUUUGCAUCUGUCAAUGCACCUUCAAACCCACCACGGCCUGCAAUUGUUGUGCUUCUGAUGUCCAUGGUUAACGAAAGGCAGCCAUUUGUGUUGCGCUGUGCUGUUCUCUACUGUUUCCAGUGUUUCUUGUAUAAAAACCAGAAAGGACAAGGGGAAAUUGUGGCCACGCUUCUACCUUCUACCAUUGAUGCUACAGGUAUCUCAGUCUCUGCCGGUCAGCUGUUAUGUGGAGGCCUCUUUUCUACGGAUUCCCUUUCAAACUGGUGUGCUGCCGUGGCCCUGGCCCAUGCUUUGCAAGAAAAUUCUACUCAGAAGGAACAGCUGCUGCGGGUCCAGCUUGCCACAAGCAUCGGCAACCCGCCAGUGUCUCUGCUGCAGCAGUGCACUAACAUCCUCUCUCAGGGUGAUAAGAUCGACAGACGGGGGAGCAAAGUACAAACACGAGUUGGGUUAUUAAUGUUGCUUUGUACCUGGUUAAGCAACUGUCCUAUUGCUGUCACACACUUUCUCCACAAUUCCGCCAAUAUUCCAUUUCUUACAGCACAAAUAGCAGAAAAUCUUGGAGAAGAGGAGCAGUUGGUUCAAGGCUUAUGUGCCCUCUUGUUGGGCAUUUGCAUUUAUUUCAAUGAUAAUUCACUUGAGAACUAUAUGAAAGAGAAACUGAAACAACUCAUCGAGAAGAGAAUUGGCAAAGAGAACUUCAUAGAGAAGCUGGGUUUCAUUAGCAAGCAUGAGCUAUACUCGAGAGCUGCCCAGAAACCUCAGCCCAGUUUUUCUAGCCCAGACCACAUGAUGUUUGAUCAUGAGUUUACAAAGUUAGUGAAAGAACUUGAAGGUGUCAUAACAAAGUCCAUUUAUAAGUCUAGUGAAGAAGAUAAAAAGGAGGAAGAGGUGAAGAAAACUUUGGAGCAACACGACAGCAUUGUCACUCACUACAAAAAUGUGAUCCGAGAGCAGGAUUGCCAGCUUGAGGAAUUAAGACAACAGGUUUCUACCCUAAAAUGUCAAAAUGAACAGCUGCAGACAGCCGUCACACAGCAAGUGUCUCAGAUCCAGCAGCACAAGGACCAGUAUAAUCUCCUCAAAGUCCAGCUAGGAAAAGACAAUCAGCAUCAUGGUUCUCAGAGUGAUGGAGCUCAGGUGAACGGCAUUCAGCCAGAAGAGAUUAGCAGGUUGAAAGAAGAGGUAAAAGAAUUAAAAAAUAAGCAAGAACUUUUACAAGGCCAGUUGACUGAAAAGGACUCCUUGAUUGAAAAUUUGAAGGCUGCCCAGUUAGCGCCUGGGAAAACGGAACAGUCUCCAGAGGCUUCUCUGGAUGGCGAUCCUGAGCAGAACACCAAGCUGCAGUGGGCUAAAUCCAUUCCAGUAUCAGGAGACAAUGGCACCGUGACGACGGCAAAGCCCACCGACGUGGAGGGCAGGCUCUCUGCGCUGGUGCAGGAGACUAAGGAGUUAAAGAAUGAAGUUAAAGCUCUGUCUGAGGAGAAGGCGUCCAUAAAACAGCAGUUGGAUUCAUCAAACAGCACCAUUGCGAUCUUACAGAAUGAGAAAAGCAAGCUGCAGCUGGGGCUUGCAAAAUCUAGCAAAGAACAGGAUGACCUGUUGGUGCUGCUGGCUGAUCAGGAUCAGAAAAUAAUUUCACUCAAAAGCAAACUCAAGGAACUCGGUCACCCGGUUGAAGAUGAAGAUGAAGAUGAACUUGGAUCUGGAGACCAGACUGGAAACGAUGACAUUGAUGAUGACGUCGAUGACGAUGACGACGACGAUGAUGAUGAAGAUGAUGAUGACAACAGUGACGAUGAAGACAAUCGUCAUAAUGCUAAUGAAAUAGUGGAGGGGUCAGCCUAAGCUUUAAAGUGUCUCUAGAAGUAAUAGAGAUUACUAUGUAACUUUUAAGACAGAGCCUCAAAGACAAUACUUUGGUCUUUCUUCACACAUAAUAAAGAUUUUUAGGAAGCAAAUGGAAAGCAUUCACUAAAAGACUAUUGCCGUGUUUCUGAAAUGAAGCCACCCAUGGUUUUUUUUUUGUUUUUUUGUUGUUAAAGAAAAAGGCCUAGGUAUGGGUAAAACACACAACUGUGUUUUAUUUAAGUUCUUUUGAACUCUUUUAGAAGAUGACCAUCUCUUAGCUUUAGACACCAAAAAUGUACCAUUCAAAGCAUGAGGUAGCCGUACAAUUUGCCUUCGUUCUUUGGUCAUUUACAGAAGUCUCUGCAUCUAUCUUUUUAUUUUGAAACUUGUGAAUUUAAGUGCUUAUGUAUUUGAUUUAACAUGUUGAAUUGGGCUCUUUGCCUUCUUAGUCAGCAUUGGUAAUACUCUAAACCCAUGGGUUCUUUUAAGAGAUGUGCAGGUUUAAGAGCAGGAGCAGGGUAAUUUUGGGGAAAUGGUCGGUUCGUUCACAGUGACUCCCCAGAUAAAUACGUUGAACAGUGUAGAGGGAGGGCCUUUGCAGCUAGAGUAAUUGCAAAGAGACAAAGGAGCCUGAGCACGAGGAUGCAGAGGCACGUCUGCGGAAACCGCAGGGCUGGGAAGCAGAACACCUCACAUAAAAACAACCCCUCAUAAUUCCCACAGUGCAAGUUUAACGUGUUAGCUGGUUGUCAGGACCAGCCCCGUGUUCUUGAGUUGAAAAAAAAACAUAAGAGCCCACCACUCUGAUUGAUGUAAUUUAUUGGCUUUUACUCAAGGAGGCAUCUUGGGACAGGGGCUGGGUCUGAUUCUUCUGGCUGUCUCCUAGCACCUCAUCCAGUGCCUGCACUCAACAGGCAGUCGAGGGAUGCUUGUUGAAUUGAAUUAAUGUUGAAGUAGGUUUGACCAGUAUAAAAGUUUUAAAAGAGUGCAAUAAAAAGAUGUCAAAUCUCAUGUUUUGGUAAUAAAAAUAGAUAUUAUGUUCACUUAAA
This is a messenger RNA of Vombatus ursinus (common wombat), 4007 nucleotides long. It is a transcript of the gene USO1, whose product is annotated as USO1 vesicle transport factor. Lineage: Eukaryota; Metazoa; Chordata; Mammalia; Diprotodontia; Vombatidae. Gene Ontology annotation, biological process: transcytosis; endoplasmic reticulum to Golgi vesicle-mediated transport; vesicle fusion with Golgi apparatus. Gene Ontology annotation, cellular component: endoplasmic reticulum; ER to Golgi transport vesicle membrane; Golgi membrane. Bases 55 to 2955 code for a protein of 966 amino acids. Gene Ontology annotation, molecular function: protein binding. The transcript has 24 exons. The record is from RefSeq and is a predicted model, not a curated record.